AUGUUUUUUAUUCGAUCUGGUAAGAGUGGAGGAAGUGUAUUCGUGAAAUGCAUAUGGACAUCCCGAUCGUAUCACAGUUCUACCGGUGGUUUAUACUACCGUGCUCAUCACCCAGGCAAUCAUAGACAAUCAAAAGCGGUAGGACAAGCCGCUGCGGCUGCAAUGCAAUCAUCAGCCAUAAAAAGUACGUAUUGGGAAGAGAAGAGUGGAAGUUCGGAAAAUAUACAAGGGAGAAAAAGUGAAAAUAAUAAUAAUAAUAAUAAUAAUAAUAAUAAUAAUAAUAAUAAUAAUAACAGAAACAGCUGUGGUGCUACAAAUAGUUCUUUUAACAGCAUGGACUCUCCACCCAUAUCAGGACCGACAUCUCCGCAGGCGUAUUUGUAUCGUCUGCAUCAUGGACGUUUUGAUAGUUUGACUUCUCUUCUUAGUAUGCCAUAUGCGGCACCGCCAUUGCGAAUUCUCACAGAUGUGCUUCGUGAAGCAAUGCAAUUAAGACUACAUCUACGGAAUAAAAGAAUUGAAAAUAUACAGAGCACCAAUGAUAAACAAAAUAGUGAUAUGUUAGAAAUUUUUAAACGAGUCACAAAGUCUUUAUCUGACCCACUUGCUGCUCGAUUACUUCUUCGAAAGGCAGUAGAAAUGGUACAAGAAGUAAAAGAAGGGGUGACGGAGUUGGGAGAUAACCUUAGUGAACGUGAAUUUCAGCAACAAUUACUUGAAAUAGAAUCUUUUGUCGAACAACUACGUCAAUGGAAUACUCCUGUUGCAUUAUUAACUUCUGAUUCUAAUACUAUUUCCUCUUUAGAAGAUGAAGAUGUUCGAUUGAUGUUGGAAUGGAACCUACCAGAUGUUGUUAUGACUGAUAUGUGGCGUACAGUCUUGGAGUUGUGUAGUCUGACAGGUAAUUUUACUCUUGCUGUUGAAUCUCUUGAUCAGCUUAUUAAGCUUAGUGAGUUACUUGAGCGUGUUGCUGAAAAAAUGAAAGAGAAUGAAAAGCAGGAAGAUGAAGAUCAUCAAUUACUAACAUUUUCCUUAGAUACUGUUGUGGAAACUGUGGAAGAAGAAGCGCGACAUACUCUCAUACCAGUCUCAGCAAUUGAUCAUAUUUAUGCCAUUCAAAGUUGUGUUCUUACUCGAAAAUUUGAUAUUGCAUAUUCUCUCUUUCAAAGGUAUAUGCAACACGCUCAGAAUGGUGUAUUUCCUCUUGCAGAAAAAGAUAUUACUAAAGCACUAGUUGCUCUUGCCUCUAGUUGUAAUAAUACCGCUCAUUUUACAGAAUUACAAGAGUUAUUAGUGGAAAGUGAAGCUGCUGCUGUUGUAUCGGUUUCUGUGGAACUAUACACUGCCGUAAUUGAGGCUGUGAGUCGUGCUAUUGAAAACCCAAAACGCAUGUCUGUGGCCCUUGCCCUUUACCGUCGAUUGCGAGAUGUUGGAUUACAACCAAACAUCAACACAUACGCCGCACUUAUUGCCUGUUGUGCUACUACAAAGGAACCAACACAUGCAUUUGCGUUUUACCACGAGGCGCGGCAACAGUGUGGAGUUGAUAACUUUACACCGGCGGUGUAUACGAAUUUACUGCGGGCGUAUGCGACUGCCGGUUAUGGGGCGGAUGCGCGGCAGACGUUGGAAGUACUUGCGGAGGCCGGCGCCCCGCUUACACGCAGUGCCUUCCACGCCGUGCUCUCCUCUGCUCAGACGGUGCGGGAUGCGGAGGAGGUGGUGAGCCUUAUGCAGACAUCCUACAAGAUUGCACCCACUCCACAAACGUAUGCAUAUUUGAUCAAAACAGCAAGUCUUAAUCCUAAUGGUGUUUCUACUGUUCUUCGUAUGUUUGAUUGGCAUGAACUUACACUCAAGAAUCUAUUAGAGAGUGGGAGUAUCAUUACACAACUCUCUCCUCAGGAAACACUUGAUGAACAUACAGAAAAACGAACAGCCCUUAGUACGAGUGGUACUGCUGUUACAUUAGAAGAAAAUAUUUUAACACACUACCCAAUUUAUGGUGAAGCUGUUGAGACAGCACUUUUACGACUUCGUGUAGAUCCUACAAUGGAUCCACGUCUUGAUGCCUAUAUGCGUCCACUCUUACGUGUAGCUCAAUUACGUAUGAAUACUUUUACUGGAAUGAGUCCACAGGCACCCACACGUAUUCCUAAAGGUUCUGCUAUUGCUGUUCUGGCACCUGAUGUUUUGGCAAACAUUGAAGAGUGGUUUAUUCCUUUUGUUUCUUAUUACUCUGCGAUAGUGAUUCCACAUUCUUCACUUGUAGCAUUACGACGUGGAGGUGGACGACGAAUUGACACUACCUUUGAAAAAGGACCACAACAAUUACUUAAUGAUUCAGAUUGGCGUGAGUUAGGAUCAGAGCAGGAAGUUAUAGUGGAAACACGACGGCGUAUUUUAAUGCAAUUUUUACAAAAAUAUCGUGAUGUUAUUCAUUUAGUUUCUUUAAAAGAGGAACUGGCAUUAAGCCGUGAUUGUGAUCGUUAUGGUAUUGGUGUAAAGAAUAUAUUUGCCAGAUCUGCUGCCUUUGCGCUAAACUUGGCACGUAUGGACAUUGUGAAUGCAAGGAAAGUGUAUGCUGAACAAGAUUGUAAUAUCGUUUUGGUCUCAGCUGAUUUUGAUAAAUGCGGCAAGUAUGUAGUAGAUCUCAGACGGGAAUUACUUCCGCAUCCGAAAGAUACCGACAGCAGAAGCCUUAGUGGUCUUACAGAUGGACUGCAGCGGGUGUGGUAUCAUAACCCUCGCACAAGUCCGCAGUGGCGACCACCACAAGUCUCAGUUGCCUCUCUUGUUGACAGUGCUAAUUAG
Molecule: messenger RNA, 2814 nt
Organism: Trypanosoma theileri
Lineage: Eukaryota; Euglenozoa; Kinetoplastea; Trypanosomatida; Trypanosomatidae
Exons: 1
Coding region: 1-2814 (937 amino acids)
Molecular function (GO): protein binding
Source: RefSeq, a predicted model, not a curated record